AUGGCACCUGUGAUGGGGUUAACAUUGUAUUCAUAAAUUGAAAAAUUCUACAGAGUUAUAGUACCAUCGAUCCCCUCCCUGUAUAUAAAGAACAAAAAGCGCUGUGUUUCAUCCCUUCUGCGCCAACAGACACCCUUCAAUCUAGCAGGAGAGUUUCAGAGAUUUCUUCAUCUUCUGUGGAAAAACCCUUGCAUCAUGUUUGCUUCUUGCGUCUUCUACCUUCUCUUCGCCAUUUUCGCUCUGGAUAAUGCUCAAGAUUCUCCUGGGUUAAUGACAUGCCAAAAUUGUACUACUACCUCUUCCUGUGACAAAACUUGUACAUUUAAGGAGAAUGAAGGCUGUUUCAUUCAUAUAGAAGAAAACUCAUUGGGCAGUAAUAAUGGGACAUAUUUUUCCAAAGGAUGUUCAGCCACCGUAAUCACCUCAAACGUGACCACAUUCUACUCUGUCACUGUGGGGAAAGGACACUUUCUCAGGUCCAACUUAACAUUCUGCAAAGAAAACAAUUGCAACUACGGCAAUGCUGCAAUUCCAAAAAACUCUACCCUGAAUGGACUAGAGUGCCCAUCAUGUUUCAAUGAUACGGUUCCUUUCUGCACUGUUGAGACAAUUCCAUGCACAGGACUAGAAACUUAUUGUACCAGUGCAUAUGGAACCCUACAGAAAAAAGAUUCCAAAAAUUUGACUAUGUUUGUUGCGCAAGGCUGUGCCACAGAAUCUGUGAAAGAUGCUCAUGUACCUCUAACUAUCAGCCUAGUGAAUGAGACCUACACUGUUGAUUAUAUGAAGACCUCGAAGGCACCGUCUAUUUCUGUUACCACAACUGCCCCACCUACCACAAGUCCCAGUGGGACCCCGACCCUAAAAAGCAUCUCAUUUGUCCUUUUGCUGGCUGGUCUAUCUUGGAUGCUGCUGGUGAAUGUGGUCUCUUAAACAGGCACAUGCUUCCCGAUGCGUUCCCUGAGAUCUGAACAGACCUCUCUGCUCUGGAUUUCUUCAACUGUAUGAGGUAUCGUUGUAUGUGGACACUUCACACUCCUCCCCAGCCUUCAUUUAAAAUCUAUCUUAUUCUGCAUCAUUCCUAUGGGUAAAAGAAUUUGCUCCAAAUCAUCCACUGAACCUCUUGCAAGUCCAGGUUGUUUUCAUGCAGCAUAGCUUUAUUUGAAAUUUCACGGCUGCAUCCAACAAGUAAUGGCAGUCCAAAGAUCAGCUCUGGUAUCUGUCAUGUUUCCAGGAGAGUAAACAACAACAGUAGCCAGUGGAGACAUACAGUAGCAUCUUGCUUAUCCAACCUUUGCUUAUCCAAUGUUCUGUAUUAUCCAAUGCAGUCUGCCUCCUAUCCGGAUCCACAGCUGUUUCUCUAAGCAGCAACACGCAGUGGGCCAAUGCGCCCAACAACAACACAAGUGCAGCCACAUUCCCAAACAAAUGGCAGACUUGUAAAAUAUUAUGUUUUGGUGCUUGAUUUGUGAAAUCAUAGCAUAAUUUGACGUUUAAUAGGAUUUUUCUUCAUCCCUCCUUUUCCAAUAUUUUCGCUUAUUAUGUCAGAUAAGAUAGAUUCUACUGUAUAUGAUACCUGGCACAGUGCAGGAGGAAAAACUGCUGCAACUGUCAAGCAGACAUGUUAAAGUACAGACACCUGAGAUUUGUAGUUUGGUGAGGCACUUGAGCUUUCUGGAAGAAUUUUAAAUACUUCACAAAACUACAAACCACACAUUCCCAUAGAAGUGAAUAGUGGCUCCUAAAAGGAUUCCAAAGUGCUCCAUUUGGAGAGUAUGAAAAAGACCUAUGUCAGCCUAUGUCAAAGUGAACCUAUUGCUUCCACAUCAGUGGAAGAGUGAAUCUGGUCCAAGUUUGAAUCAGAACUUUAGAAGAACUCCCCAAAGUUCUUACUCUGUCUCCAAAAUAGAUUCAAUUCCUUAAAAUGUUUGCAUUGCAUACAGUUUUAGUUAUUUUGCUUUAAUACACAGUGUAAAUCACUUUGGGAUUAAUAUGAAAGGAAAGUGGGAUUUAAAUAAAACAAUAGGCUCAACAUCUUUAUAGUUCUUUAAAGUUCAGACUCAACUUUUUACAGGUGAAUCGCUCCUCUGACACUGAAGUCACUGGUUGCUACAGUGUAAGAAUUCUGUCCUGUCUAUCCAAGGAAAAUGUUCCAAAUAUUUUUGAUCAUAAUCAUUUAAUAACAACAAACACCAUACUGGUGCUUGAGAAAAUAAUAAUAACAAUAAAAGCUGAAAUCUGGCACCAGACAUUUAGCCACAGUGUCUUGGUUAUGCUUUGUCUUCCAACCUGAUCCUUGAAAACCACCUUAAACCCCAGCUAGCCAUACAGUCAAGGAAAGAGCAUUUUACUAGCCCGAAUAAGUUGUUCUAUUCUAGAGACCAGCACUGACUGUGAGAAAUUCUGGCUUCCAUUGUCCAAAAUAAACUGUUCCUUGAUGCAAAAUACUAUGUGCAUCCAAUAAUCAUCAAUAAACCUUAUUUUGCACUUGUGGCCU
Molecule: messenger RNA, 2497 nt
Organism: Anolis carolinensis (green anole)
Lineage: Eukaryota; Metazoa; Chordata; Lepidosauria; Squamata; Anolidae
Product: protein RoBo-1-like
Exons: 6
Coding region: 196-933 (245 amino acids)
Source: RefSeq, a predicted model, not a curated record